Hevea brasiliensis (rubber tree) is the source of this 1112-nucleotide messenger RNA. RefSeq names its product pathogenesis-related thaumatin-like protein 3.5. The record is from RefSeq and is a predicted model, not a curated record. Gene Ontology annotation, cellular component: extracellular region. Gene Ontology annotation, biological process: defense response. Bases 175 to 912 code for a protein of 245 amino acids. Lineage: Eukaryota; Viridiplantae; Streptophyta; Magnoliopsida; Malpighiales; Euphorbiaceae. The transcript has 2 exons.
AAUUAGUAGGAAGCUAAGGUGGGUGCCCAAAUAUAAAUUCAAUGCUCUCUAUAAUAACUUCCACGACUUCAACCACAACCACUCUAACCUCCUCUUGUUUGUAUACCCGCACAAAUCUCAAACGGGAAUCUUCUCUUCUCUUCUUUUUCUUUCUUUGAUCCUCGCUAAACCCAAAUGGCGAUAAGUUCAUGGUGUUUUCUUCUCCUUCUUGUCUUUUCUUUAGGCAACCUAGCAAAUGCCACGGUUUUCACUCUCCAAAAUCUCUGCAGCUACACUAUAUGGCCCGGAACUCUCUCUGGAAACGGUGCUGCCACUCUUGGUGACGGUGGUUUUGUUUUGCCACCUGGUUCAUCGAUCCAGUUCCAGGCUCCACCCAAUUGGUCCGGUAGGUUCUGGGCUCGAACUGGGUGCGCAUUUGAUGAUUCAGGAGCUGGAAAGUGUGCUACCGGUGACUGUGGUGGCACAUUAAAGUGUACAGGAGGUGGAGCUCCGCCGGUCACCCUCGCUGAGUUCACUAUUGCCACGAACCCUACUGACAAGGAUUUCUACGACGUUAGCCUGGUAGAUGGAUACAACCUUGGCUUAGGUGUGAAGGCAUUGGGUGGUUCCGGUGAUUGCCAAUACGCGGGUUGUCUGGUGGAUCUUAAUGUGAACUGCCCCGCAGAGCUACAGAUGAUGGAUUCGGGCUCGAUUGUUGCCUGCAAGAGUGCUUGUGCAGCGUUCAAUUCACCAGAGUUUUGUUGCACCGGUGACCAUUCGACACCGCAGACUUGCCCGCCAACGAAGUACUCGGCAUUGUUCAAGAAUGCAUGCCCAACAGCGUACAGUUAUGCUUAUGAUGAUGCAUCAAGUACUUGCACUUGCUCCGGGUCGGAUUACCUGAUCACAUUUUGUUCCAACGGGUCUGGAUGAAUAUCAUUUUGAUGGAUGCUCCAUGGUUUUGUUCGUUGGUGGGUGGGUAAUUAAGAAAUGUGAAUGAUAGUUUAAUUUGAUUUACAGGGUAGUUUACCAUACAUGGAAUUUUUAAGGGUAUUAGCAAUAUUUGUGAUAUUAUUGAUUUAUAUGGUAGUUUAUCUUUAAACUUUAAUUCAGUAGUAUUAAACUUAUCUUUA